AUGCACGUCAGCACACCACGCAGGAUUAGUCAAAAGAAUCCACAGCAUACGGGCAAUGCAGGGAACGUGCAGGAGCCCGAAAUAGCACUAGAAGAUCGGUCUAUCAGAAGCCAUCCCGAGGAGGACCUCGGGGAUGAACAUUACGAUGAGGACCCCACAGAUGAACGUUACGAGGAGAACCCCAGUAGUGAGCUGUUAGGCAACAACAGAGACCGCUCCACAUCAAUAAGUUUGGCGCUUGCCUUCAGCAACAAUGCUGCCAUCAAGUGUACAGCCAAUAUUGUAUCUCCGCGCUGGGCACUCACUAGCUAUACCUGCAUCAAGGGCAAGACGAAAAACGAAGGUGAGAUGAAGUGGAAGUUAAUUGCUGGACCGAUUGAGCAUUCCGCAUCAAAAGAACAACUAACAACACCGCAUAUCGAAGAUGGCCUACAGAUUGUGGACAUUAAGCGUGUCGUAUCGCAGUUCAUGUACACCGAUGAUGCGGUACUGCUGGAACUGGCCACUCCCCUGAAGUUGAACGAUAUCAUCGGCAGCGUGUGUCUAACGGAGACAUCCUCUACCAUUAAUCCUAAGGAAUGGUGCGUUACUACUGGAUGGGAAUCCGAUCUCAAGGAUAAGAGUAAAAGUAUACAGUACAUGAAGAAUGUUACCGCGGUAAACGUUCGUACAGGACGUUGCGAUUCGUACAACGAAGAGCUUCCUAACAAUAUCAUAUGUGUAGAGUCUCUGAACAGCAACCAGAACAUUUGCUACAGCGAUGAAGGUGCACCUCUGAUGUGCUACGUCAAUAGUACUGGCCAGUGGCAGCUAGAAGGUUUCCUCAGUAACCAUGGUAACUGUGAUAACCGGCCAGCUAUCUACAAUUCUAUUACCCCCACCAUUGCCACCUGGAUCCGCAAUACGGUCGGUAAUGGCCGUAUGUUCGAACACACGAUCAUAAACAAAUAA
Molecule: messenger RNA, 951 nt
Organism: Anopheles darlingi
Lineage: Eukaryota; Metazoa; Arthropoda; Insecta; Diptera; Culicidae
Product: trypsin-like
Exons: 4
Coding region: 1-951 (316 amino acids)
Biological process (GO): proteolysis
Molecular function (GO): serine-type endopeptidase activity
Source: RefSeq, a predicted model, not a curated record